Molecule: messenger RNA, 2079 nt
Organism: Brienomyrus brachyistius
Lineage: Eukaryota; Metazoa; Chordata; Actinopteri; Osteoglossiformes; Mormyridae
Product: basic proline-rich protein-like
Exons: 1
Coding region: 1-2079 (692 amino acids)
Source: RefSeq, a predicted model, not a curated record
AUGCAGAUGAAGGCAGCACCUCUGCGGGACACCCCCUCACUCUGCACCUCCGCGGGACACCCCCCUCACCCUGCACCUCCGCAGGACACCCCCUCACCCUGCACCUCCGCGGGACGACACCCCCUCACCCUGCACCUCCGCGGGACACCCCUCACCCUGCACCUCCGCAGGACACCCCCUCACCCUGCACCUCCGCGGGACGACACCCCCUCACCCUGCACCUCCGCGGGACACCCCCUCACCCUGCACCUCCGCAGGACACCCCCUCACCCUGCACCUCCGCGGGACGACACCCCCUCACCCUGCACCUCCGCGGGACACCCCCUCACCCUGCACCUCCGCAGGACACCCCCUCACCCUGCACCUCCGCGGGACGACACCCCCUCACCCUGCACCUCCGCGGGACGACACCCGCUCACCCUGCACCUCCGCGGGACGACACCCCCUCACCCUGCGCCUCCGCGGGACACCCCCUCACCCUGCACCUCCGCGGGACACCCCCUCACCCUGCGCCUCCGCGGGACGACACCCGCUCACCCUGCGCCUCCGCGGGACGACACCCCCCUCACCCUGCACCUCCGCGGGACACCCCCUCACCCUGCACCUCCGCGGGACACCCCCUCACCCUGCACCUCCGCGGGACACCCGCUCACCCUGCGCCUCCGCGGGACGACACCCGCUCACCCUGCGCCUCCGCGGGACGACACCCCCUCACCCUGCACCUCCGCGGGACGACACCCGCUCACCCUGCACCUCCGCGGGACGACACCCCCCUCACCCUGCGCCUCCGCGGGACACCCCCUCACCCUGCACCUCCGCGGGACACCCCCUCACCCUGCGCCUCCGCGGGACACCCCCCUCACCCUGCACCUCCGCGGGACACCCGCUCACCCUGCGCCUCCGCGGGACGACACCCGCUCACCCUGCGCCUCCGCGGGACGACACCCGCUCACCCUGCACCUCCGCGGGACGCCCCCUCACCCUGCACCUCCGCGGGACACCCCCUCACCCUGCACCUCCGCGGGACACCCGCUCACCCUGCGCCUCCGCGGGACGACACCCGCUCACCCUGCGCCUCCGCGGGACGACACCCGCUCACCCUGCACCUCCGCGGGACGCCCCCUCACCCUGCACCUCCGCGGGACACCCCCUCACCCUGCACCUCCGCGGGACACCCCCUCACUCUGCACCUCCGCGGGACACCCCCUCACUCUGCACCUCCGCGGGACACCCCCUCACCCUGCACCUCCGCGGGACACCCCCUCACCCUGCACCUCCGCGGGACACCCGCUCACCCUGCGCCUCCGCGGGACGACACCCGCUCACCCUGCGCCUCCGCGGGACGACACCCGCUCACCCUGCACCUCCGCGGGACGCCCCCUCACCCUGCACCUCCGCGGGACACCCCUCACCCUGCACCUCCGCGGGACACCCCCUCACCCUGCACCUCCGCGGGACACCCCCUCACCCUGCACCUCCGCGGGACACCCCUCACCCUGCACCUCCGCGGGACACCCCCUCACUCUGCACCUCCGCGGGACACCCCCUCACUCUGCACCUCCGCGGGACACCCCCUCACCCUGCACCUCCGCGGGACACCCCUCACCCUGCACCUCCGCGGGACACCCCUCACCCUGCACCUCCGCGGGACACCCCCUCACCCUGCACCUCCGCGGGACACCCCUCACCCUGCACCUCCGCGGGACACCCCCUCACUCUGCACCUCCGCGGGACACCCCCUCACUCUGCACCUCCGCGGGACACCCCCUCACCCUGCACCUCCGCGGGACACCCCUCACCCUGCACCUCCGCGGGACACCCCCUCACUCUGCACCUCCGCGGGACACCCCCUCACCCUGCACCUCCGCGGGACACCCCCUCACCCUGCACCUCCGCGGGACACCCCCUCACCCUGCACCUCCGCGGGACACCCCCUCACCCUGCACCUCCGCGGGACACCCCCUCACCCUGCGCCUCCGCGGGACACCCCCUCACCCUGCGCCUCCGCGGGACACCCCCUCACCCUGCACCUCCGCAGGACACCCCCCUCACCCUGCACCUCUGACAGUAUUCAUUUGA